Molecule: messenger RNA, 720 nt
Organism: Sphenostylis stenocarpa
Lineage: Eukaryota; Viridiplantae; Streptophyta; Magnoliopsida; Fabales; Fabaceae
Source: the annotation of a GenBank genome assembly
AUGAACAUCAUCAAAGUUGGUCCUGGUCCUCGUGUUCGUGUGGUUCAUGCCCCCAACGCAUCUCAGUUGCGCCGCGAUUUUAAUUCCGGAGCAUGUUCAUCACCGGUGGCUUUUGACCCUCUCUCUGUGACUUCCCUUAGUCUUAGACCUAAACCUUCAUCUCGCCUCCAAUGCCAUCCUGUCCUUACAUCUCGCCAGCCUCUUCAUCUCCGUUUCGCCGGUGGACAAGGAAUGAUGGAAAAUAAUGAGGAUUUCCAGAGCAAAUCUCUUCAAGAAGCUAUGGAACAAUUUAAGGGACAGUCAAUAGAGGAUAUAUUACGACAACAAAUUCAGAAGAGAGGAAGUGGAGGCCAGCCUCCUGGAAGACGAGGUGGUGGGGGGGGUGGGGGCGACAGUGGCAGCCCUGGGGGAUCAGAUGGGAUGUCAAACGAAAAUCUUCAAGUUGUUUUAGCUACAGUUUGCUUUGUAUUAAUGUAUAUUUUUGUCAUCAAUGGCUUAGAACUUAUAAAGCUAGCUAGGGACUGCAUCAAGUUUGCCUCUGGUAAAGGCCAGAGUGCUCGAUUGAAGCGAGCCGUGGACAAAUGGGUACAACUUUACAAGAAUAUCAUUGAGAAGAAGGAAGUUCUCAAGAAUAGAUUGGCGAAAACCUACACAGGCUGGUUCGACCCUGAUUUCAUCCGACGUGUCUCUAGGCAUCAUGUAAAAUCAACUCAUGAAUAA